Molecule: messenger RNA, 1158 nt
Organism: Akanthomyces muscarius
Lineage: Eukaryota; Fungi; Ascomycota; Sordariomycetes; Hypocreales; Cordycipitaceae
Exons: 2
Coding region: 1-1158 (385 amino acids)
Source: RefSeq, a predicted model, not a curated record
AUGCAUCCGGCACUCGGACUAAUUCCCGCACUUGUGAGUCCUGCUGGUGCAUCUGAUACCACGCCGCACCAGUCGGUCUUCGCAGUCAACGACGGCGCAGAAGUCCCCGCCAUUCGCAGCUACUUCUACGCCGGCGGCGAGUACCAGAUGCAAGGAAACGACACGGAAAAUCAUGUCUUGGUGAACCAGAUGUAUGUCGAGAAGCUCGUGCCCGCUCACGGCGUGUCGCAAGAGCUUCCCAUCAUUCUCUUCCAUGGACGGGGACAGACAGGUUCGAAUUUUCUCAACACGCCUGACGGACGGCGUGGCUGGGCUUCUGAUUUCGUUGCCGCAGGCUACGAAGUAUACAUUGUCGACGAGCCCUUCCGGGCGCGCUCACCAUGGGAGACCGGCCACGGAUCCCGCGCGCUUGUCUCUUACUCCGCCGAGCAUCUCCAGCAGUACUUUACCGCGACCUCCAAGUACAACCUGUGGCCCGAGGCCGCGCUGCACACGCAGUGGCCUGGUGCGGGCGUCAUGGGCGACGCCGUCUUCGACCAGUUCUACGCCGCCUGCAUCCAGUUCAUGCCCAACUCGUCCUUUGAGCAGGCGGCGGCGCAGGCGGCCGGCGUCGCCCUGCUGGACCGCAUCGCCAGGCCGGCUGUCAUUGUCGGGCACAGCCAGGGUGGGCCGCUCCCUCUGCUCUUGGCCGACCAGCGGCCGGAACUCGCGGCCGCGCUGAUCCUCCUGGAGCCCGCGGGCCCGCCGUUUCGCGAAGUCGUCUUCUCGAACGAGACCAAGAGAGACUGGGGCGUGAGCGAGAUUGCAAUGACAUACGAUCCGCCCGUCACCGACCCGGCCAAGGAACUUGUCAAGGCGGUCCGCACAUAUGACAACCCGCUGCGACGUGAAUGCAUUGUGCAAGCUGACAGCCCACCUCCGAGAAGACUCAAAAAUGUUUCCGGAAAGAACGUAUUGGUGGUCACGGCAGAGUCAUCAUAUCAUCACAUGUAUGACCACUGUACUGUGGAUUUCCUGCGUCAAGCAGGCUGCCAGAAGCUAGAGCACGUGUACUUGGAAGACAUAGGCAUCAUAGGAAACGGCCACAUGAUGUUUAUGGAGAAGAACAGCCAUGAGAUCCAGAAAUUUUUACAGAAAUGGAUCGAAAGUGUGCAAUAG